Messenger RNA from Trametes versicolor FP-101664 SS1, 1638 nucleotides. Its product is annotated as protein serine/threonine phosphatase 2C. The transcript is spliced from 4 exons. Gene Ontology annotation, biological process: protein dephosphorylation. The coding region runs from base 1 to 1638 and encodes 545 amino acids. NCBI's taxonomy places the organism in Eukaryota, Fungi, Basidiomycota, Agaricomycetes, Polyporales, Polyporaceae. The record is from RefSeq and is a predicted model, not a curated record. Gene Ontology annotation, molecular function: protein serine/threonine phosphatase activity.
AUGCUCAGGCGCGCCUGGAAACCCAUACUGGGUACUUCCGUCCUAGUCGGUGCCCCCACCUAUAUCUACUACCGCUAUAACUCAAAACCGAACCGGGAAACGUUUGACAUCUCCAUCAAGGCUACAGGCCCGGACGGAAAACGACAUGUCGUCACCCAGGCCAUCCCGCUCCUCACCAAGGACGAAGUCGACACACGUAUCCGCGAGCACGCCGCCGCGCAAAGCGUCACUCGUCAUGGCGGCAUCGUUUGGAAGUCCCAGACCGCACGCCUCGCGUCGAACGACCCUAUCGAGGAUGCGAACGCGAGCCUGCUCAUCGAGCGCGACGCGUCCGAUGCGGCCCCGCUCGGUGACUACCUCUUCUUCGCCGUCAUGGACGGCCACGGCGGCCCGCACACCUCUCGUGUCCUCUCGGACGUCCUCAUCCCCACUGUUGCGAUGGAGCUCGCCUCGCGAAUCAACGACCCGAAUGCAUCCCUGUCCGACGCCGGGUUGAUUGCGAAGGCCAAGUCUCUCGUCUGGCGUCCCUCGUCUGCGCCUUACGACGCCGACCCCGCUAAUGUAGCGCGCGCCAUCGAGGCAGCCUUCAACAAGCUGGACGCGCAGAUUGUCAGCGCACCCCUGGAAAUCCUCGCUAACUCUGUGAAUCCGGAAGACCUGAAGAAGAGGCUCAUACCGGACCUCAGCCAGCACCCGCUGGGGCAGUCUAGCAUACAUACUGCUAUGUCUGGCAGCUGCGCACUGCUAGCACUGCUAGAUACCUCAAACCGCAACAUGUAUGUCGCGGUGACUGGCGACAGCCGUGCUGUUGCGGGUGUGUACGAGGAGACGAAUGAUGGUAAGGGCACCUGGCGCGUCGAGGUGCUCACAGAGGACCAGACGGGCCGUAAUCCCAAUGAGCUGAAGCGGCUACAGUCUGAGCACCCGGCAGAUGAGGCACAGUCUGUCGUACGAAACGGUCGCAUUCUCGGCGGUCUCGAGCCCAGUAGAGCGUUCGGUGAUGCCCGCUACAAGUGGCCACGCGAGGUCCAGGAGGUAUUGAGCAAGGCUUUCAUGGAACCUAGAGGCGAGUCCAUGCGCGCCGCGCCCCCGACGCUCAAGACUCCGCCCUACGUGAUCCCCACACCAGUCGUUACGCACCGUCCGCUUUCCUUCCUCCCGCUCCCCUCCGAUGCCUCCACGCCUGCGCCGCGCUCUGCACUGCGCUUCCUCGUGCUCGCGACAGACGGUCUCUGGGACGAGCUCUCGAACGAAGACGUCGUCGCGCUCGUCGGCGGACACCUUGCUGGUCUGCGCGGCACCAUCCCCAAGGCGGAGCUUGCGCAGCGCGUACCCACGGCGGCCGGCUCUGCCGGCGUUGACGGCAAGGAGAAGGCCGUGCGCUCGACACAGCGGGGCUCGUGGGCGUUCGAAGACGACAACGUUGGGACGCACCUCAUCCGCAACGCGCUCGGGAGCGGGGACCAGGAGCACCUGCAGAAGCUCGUGAGCAUCCCCGCGCCGCACUCGCGGCGCUUCCGGGACGACAUCACCGUCACGGUCGUGUGGUGGGAGGAUGGCCGCGAGGCGCAGGCGCAGGCGGAGCGGGUGGCCGUCGCGCCGGGGCAGGCUGGGGAGCAGGCGAAGGCGAAAUUAUGA